AAACAGUCGGUGCGCGACCAUCUUGUCAAAACUGGAGUCAGUGACAACAAAUAUAUAUUUUAAAAUGUCCUAAAUCGCUUGUAAUGACUUAACGGUAGUUCUGUAUCUAAUAAAGUAUAGUGUAUAAUUGAUUUAUGUGCUGUUUCCGACACGGAUACUAUUUAUUUCGCUCAAAAAUUCGGGUUUGCGUUGCGUCAAAUGACGUCAUGUGUGUGAUACACGUAUUGCUGCCGAGUUCAUAAUACAACAUGCAAGAACAGGACGUCGAUGGUGAGCCGGCGCACCACGCGCGUCGGCCCAUGAACGCCUUCCUUAUAUUCUGCAAACGACACCGGAGCGUCGUGCGCGACAAAUACCCGAACUUGGAGAACAGAUCUAUCACAAAAAUUCUCGGCGAGUGGUGGGCCAAUUUGGACAAAGAAGAGAAAGCUUGCUACACAGGUCUUGCUAAACAGUACAAAGACGCAUUCUUCAGCGCCAAUCCAGACUUCAAAUGGUACAAGUUGCCCGCACCGCCUCUACGCACUCUUUCCUCGCGUCCUCGAGAAUCCACUGAAAAACCUAUAGAGUCCCUCAACAAUGAAUACCAAGAAAAUGAAUUGGAAAAAACAAAUAACAAUUCUACUAAAUACGACUACAACAAAAAAUCAAGUGAUAAUGUCUCUGAGAUUGAAACAAAACCGCUGUCGAUGUUCACGCCUGGCAAGUUAGCGGACGAAGCUCAAAUGGGAGGACUCAGUAGCCUCCUAGCUACUAAGACUGAAGUUCAAACUCCCAACCCCUACUACUCACCCCCUUCUUAUAAAUAUAACGCGAUCUCAACUCCAAUCGAAUACAGAUCUCAAAACACUGUAGACCGUACGAAAUCCAACAGGGAAGACAGUAUACGGGAAUUACAGAAUGCUCUCACUGAAACCACUAAAAUGUUUGAAGAAGACUUUGAAGGGAAAGAAAAGCUGUACCGCUGUACUGCAGCUAACGAGCCAUUAACCAACCAAGACGUUAUUGACCAAAUAGUUGAUAAACGAUAUUCUAAAGAGGAAGAAGGAUGUCAGAAAAGCUUGUCAGAGGACGACGAAAAGAAUUCGAAAUCCGGCAGAUCGUGUAAGGGGAAGAGGUAUCAAGAGUUUAUGGCUGUUGGGGGACUAAUGAACAAGAGGCAGAGGAGAGAUGGCAAUGACAGUAAUCCAGACGAGGACUACAAUGCUUCUAGUAGUUGCGAUCCUGGAUCGUCACUUGAGGAAUCGAAAGUAACUGAAGAUAUGCAAAACAGCUCCCUAAACGAUGUGUCCGUCGAUAUCGAACUUAAAGAGGAACAAAACGACACGCCCGAUCCCGACAAUAAUGCAAACAAAACAUUCAAGGCUGCUGACUUCGACUUAGACGCUAAAAUUAGAGCGCUACCCUCCCUUAGCUUAGAAAAGUUUCAGCAGAAGAAACGCGACAACAAGCGCAAAAAAAAGACGAUAAAUCUGAAGCCAAAAGCGCUCGAAUCGUCACAGAUAAUAAACUCCGUUCUGCGUCCAGUAUUGGAAGAAAGACGCGACACGGCCGAGAAUUGGCGGGAAACCGUCAUAGGAAGCCAGAAGCGUAAACCAAGGAAAAUAAGUAUUACAAGGCUCGAGAUCAACAGCUUGGUCUCGAGCAUGGGCAUGAACGGUGGCAAUAAAAUUAGUCCAGAGAUCAAAAUAGCCACCGAGGCUCCUUGCACCGUCGUUCACAGCAUGGAGAUUUGCAACCAGACGCCCAGCAACGUGGACCUGUUCGCGCUCGCCACGCUGGCCGAGGUCGCGUCCAACACCUCCAAGAUAGAGGACACGGAUAUCAACGCCAAAGCGAACGGUGACAACGCUUCCCAGGUAUAAAAUACCAUCACAACUAGCCUUAAUGAGAUAUUCCAAAAAUUAUUUACUUUAUAAUCAGAUAAUAUUUAUAUAUAGAUCUACUUUUACAUUGUACGCAUAAAGAUUAAUAUGAUUGUACACUUUAAUUGUAGUUUUUAUAAAUUAGAGAUAGAAUUUAUUUAUAUUAAUGGUAAAAUAGAGAACUAUAUGUAUACUUAGGUUGAAUUUGACGUUUAGGCUGCUAAAAACUGCUUUUUAGAAAUAAAACAUGGUGAUAGAUAGGAUAUAUAUUUAAUGUUACAAAUUAUCACAGAAAUAAAAAAGCAUAAUCUAUUUACGUGUAAUUUUGAAACAAAAAUAAAAAUAAUAAGAUUAUUAACUCGAUGCGGUUUACAGCGUUCUUCUUUACCAAAUUGUCAAUUAAUGAAAAUUUGUUAAUAAAAAGAAUAUACUGUAUUCUAGCCAUUCAUCACAAUAUAAUUUUUAAAAAUGCCAAAAAAUAAGUCAUACAUAUAAAUUGAAUAUUUUUUAACCUCAUUAUGUAUAAAGUUAGGUUAUGAAAUCGCCUUAAUACAUUAGAACAUAGAUCAAUAACUAAGACACCACGUGCAUAGACUGCAUUGCAUUUUGGAGGUGAUUAACUGUUAUGUUUAUAUGAUUGCUAUGUGCAAUUGUAUAUUAUUGUAUACCUAAUAUAUUAGAGACAUUUUCACUAAUGUGAUUUCAACUAAAAAAAGCAUAAAUAUGAUCAUUAGUUUUAACCUUAUAUCGAUAUUGAUAUUAUGUGUGGUAUAAAAUUAAUAAUCAAACUACAGACGUGGGUCGCUCUAAAGGCUACGCGUCAUAUUAUUGAGGGUCAAACCCCCAAUAUAUCCCUUGUGAUAACUUUCGAGUAGUUUUAGCAGAAAAAACAUAUUUUUCAUUUUAAUUUAUCGUUCCUCGAUCACUCGUUAAUGUGUCAAAUUAUCCUCUAACUACACUCUGAUCUAUUUUCGACGCUACGUAAGAAAGUAAUGUCCCCAAUUAGGUACCUGAAGUUUGUCGAAAAUUUUCAUGAAUUUCACUUAUAAGAAAAAUCAUUGCAUCUUUUUUUAUUUAAGCUAUUUUUAAUAAUCUUUAAUUUUACACCGUUCGUAGUUUAGUUAUUAAUUUUUUUGUGGAACAGUGUUUCUCAAAUUUUGUUCAUGUUUUUUAUUUUUAUUUUGAUGAAUUUAUUUAAGGCUUCUGUGAUUCUAAACAUUACAUAGAAAUUUAUAAACAGAAUGUUAAUGGUGCGAAGCGUUUGUCGAUGGUCUAGUCUAGAAUAGUAUUUUAAAGAAAUAAUCAAGUACUAAAUUCGAAAAGUGCACUUAUAUUAUUUAAAGUUACAAACGAUGACAUAAGCCAUAACGUGACAUGCUCACCCAAAGACCAAAUGUAUUUAGUAUAGACAAGCUAGGCUGUAGGAUUACCAUACAUGUAAAAAAUAAUUAGUAUAUAAAGAUAUAGUAUUUUAAUUGUAUCUAGUACUUGUAUUACAAGUUAAAUGAUUUGGCAUUCCGAAAUUACAGAUUUUAUCCUCUUUUUUUUAAGUAUAUAAAUAAGUUUGAAUUUUUGUUAUUUCUUCUUCGGGAAGCUUAAAUCUAUUGUUGAUUUUUUAUUAUUAUUUUAUAAUAUAGUUCUAUUUAUUGUUGCGUUCUCGGUAAAAGUGGCGAGCUUCUGAUGGUUCCUUAAUGAGAUUUAUCGCUGAACUGUAUGGGGUUCGGAUAUUAAAAUAAACAUUUAUACCAAUCAUCUUAUGAAUAUAAUUUUUGCCUUGUUGAAAUCAGAGCCUUAUUUUAAAAUAGUAGGGUUAAGAUAUAUAUUACGAAGGGGCCAUACGCGGAAGGAUAAUCAAAUACGUAUAAAUAAAUUUUGAAUAUGUAUAUAUAUACAUUUUUUAAACAAAAAAUAUUAGAGCUUACAUUUUAAUUCUCGUAAACAUAAAACCUGUGGAGUGGUAUAAAAUAUUGGUGCUGGCAGAUCUGCAUUAAUUUAAGGAAUGUUCUUCAUUUUGUAGCGUCCUACGGCGAGGGUUAGAGAUUAUAGUCAAAUUACUUUUUAAGAUGUAAAACUAAAUAGUUGCAAAUGUAAUUGUGUUGUAAAUAAAACAAAGACUUCAUACACAGCACAAUAACUUGCAACAAUAUUUUUUUUAUCAAUAUUAUAUCGAACUAUCAUAACUAAGUUUAUUAUAUAUAAUGAAUUUAAAAAAACGAACUAGUUCGAUUUGAAUUGAGAAUAUUUUUUGUAGAUAUUUAAUGUUUUAAUUGGUUUGAGAAACACUGGUCUUUAUUUGUUGUAGGGCAUAAUAAGUCGGCACCCAAAGUGUUAAGUUGGUUCCAAAGUGUUUGUUGAAUGUUUUGUUACACGCCAAUGCGGUUAAAUAUAUAUCCCUUUAUGUAGUAAUAAAGUUUAUUCAUAUUAACAA
Molecule: messenger RNA, 4293 nt
Organism: Vanessa atalanta (red admiral)
Lineage: Eukaryota; Metazoa; Arthropoda; Insecta; Lepidoptera; Nymphalidae
Gene: bbx
Exons: 4
Coding region: 249-1865 (538 amino acids)
Biological process (GO): regulation of transcription by RNA polymerase II
Cellular component (GO): nucleus
Molecular function (GO): RNA polymerase II transcription regulatory region sequence-specific DNA binding; DNA-binding transcription factor activity, RNA polymerase II-specific
Source: RefSeq, a predicted model, not a curated record